Paramecium primaurelia is the source of this 2255-nucleotide messenger RNA. NCBI's taxonomy places the organism in Eukaryota, Ciliophora, Oligohymenophorea, Peniculida, Parameciidae. The record is from the annotation of a GenBank genome assembly.
AUGGAAUAUAAAAUUAUCUGUAGAAUCUGCAAUUUGCUAAUUAAGAUAGAUUUUCUUAAAUUACACAACGAAACAUGCAAAACUCGUGCUGAAUAUCGAAGGAAAGAGAUCAAAUUAAAUUUGUAAGUAGCCAAAGUUUGUGAAAAUGCUUAUAAAAAAAAGCACUAAAUUCAUUCAAGGGGUUAAAAAUAGUAUUGAAGUUAUAUCUAAAAUAGUCUUAAUAGUCUAAGAUUGAAAUGGGAUUAGAUGUCUGAUGAAUAUACAUAAUAGAUUUACUAAGAAUAUAAAAUACUAUAAGUCUUAAUUUCAUAUGGAGAAAGAACACUAAAUUCUGAAGUAGAUGCAAAAUGUAAUUUAUAACAUUCAUAUUUUAGAUCAUCUUAUAUCUCAGAAUGAAUUCAUGUAAGCCUAACAAAUUAUAAGUAACCCUUAUAUUUUGAAUUUGAUAGAAGAAAUGAAUAGUCUGAUAAAUUAGAGAUUAGACUUAUGUUAUAAAAGUAUUAAAUAUUCAAAGACUAUAAGCUAAAUUUUAAAGCAUUCCUAGCAUAUCCUUUAGAUUAAGUAAGUUCAGUAAAGACAGUCCUAAAUCUAACAGCGAAACUCAUAACAGAAUAAACUCAUUUUCUGAUUAUUUGAAUUCCCCUAAGUAUAAAUUUAUGACGUCAGUUAAGUUUUUCAGAAGAUACACAAUCAGAUAAAAAAAGUAAUUCUCGACCAGAUACUCCAGUUAAAUCGAUAUCUAUUAUUGAUAAUCUUAGAUAACGAGGUAAACUGUCCAAAUUCCCAUAGAGAUAGUCAACUUUUUCUUCAGAAGAAGAAUAAAAUUCAGAUUAACCAAAACUUAGACAAUAGAUUAAAAAGAAAAGUUAUUUUGCUAAAACAGGAAGUUCAGAUAGUGAAACAGAUGAUAUUAUAAAUACUAUUGUAGUAGAAAAUAAUCCAAUUUAAAGUAAGAAUGAUUUAAAUUUUGAAUCUACUUGUUUUUUUGAAUUAUAAAGAGGAUAUUUUUCAGACACUGAAAUUAUAAGAUUAGAUAUUGAGAAUAAGACAAAGGAAAGAAAUAUAGGAUUGAAAGAUUUUAAUUUUAUAAGGUAAAUAGGAUAAGGAGCAUAUGGAAGUGUCUUUUUAGUAAAAAGAAUUAUAACUGGAGACUUAUAUGCAAUGAAAAUAAUUAAUUGUUGUAAUAAAAGAUUCGAAAGAUUAUUGGAAUAACUUAAAUAAGAGAGAAAUAUAUUUGAAAUUUUAACAGGUGAUUAUGUAGUUAAAGCUUAUUACUCUUUUUAACAUGAAUCAUCUUUAUGUUUUGCAUAAGAAUAUAUGAUUGGUGGAGAUUUCUCUAAAAUUCUCAUCAAUGAAGGAGUAAAUUAUUAAAUUUAUUCUAGGCUUUUGAUGAGAACAUAGCUAAACAUUAUUUUUCUGAAAUACUUAUAGCUUUGGAAUAUUUACAUAAUAAUAAUAUAAUACAUAGAGAUUUAAAACCAGAAAAUAUAUUAUUAGAUUAAUAUGGACAUAUAAAAUUAGCUGAUUUUGGUUUAAGUGAAUUGGGUAUCAAUAAAAUAAUGAUUAAAAAGUGUAGUUAAUAGAAUUUUACAUAAAAUGAUUCAUCUCCAUAACCUAUAUAUCAAAUGAUAAAGGGGAGAUCUUUUAGAAAGUCUAAUAUUAUUCCUGAAAAUGCUGAAAGAAGAAUUAUAGGAACUCCAGAUUAUAUAGCCCCUGAAAUUAUUAGGGGUCAAUCAUUUUCUCAUAAAUCUUAAGAUUUUUGGUCUCUUGGAAUUAUAUUGUAUGAAUUUUUAGUUGGCAUUCCUCCUUUUAAUGAUGAUUCUGUUGAGAAGAUCUAUCAGAAUAUAUUAAAUGGAGACAUUGAAUGGCCUGAAAUUGGUAAUGAUCCAGAAGAAUAAAUAUCAUAAUAAGCUUAUGAUUUAUUAAAGAAAUUAUUAAAUCCUGAUUAUACUCAAAGAUUAGGAUAUGGAUCAAUAGAUGAAAUAAAAAAUCAUCCAUUUUUAUCAUCUAUUAAUUGGAAUGAAUUGAGAAAUUCUCCUGGUCCAAUAAUUCCUUAGAUAAAUUAGAAUUUUUAACCUUUUGAGAAUGUAACAGAAAAAGUUUAAAAAUUUAUUAAAAAAGGAGAAUAAAAAUAAAUUCAAAUUAUCAAUAAACUAUAAGAGGAAUUAGAAUAUUUGGAGAGAAUUGAUUUAUUAGUGGCAAAGAAUGAAAAUGAAGCUUAAUUGAUUUAAUAAUAAUUAUAAUUAUUUUCAUGA